Molecule: messenger RNA, 1398 nt
Organism: Orbilia oligospora ATCC 24927
Lineage: Eukaryota; Fungi; Ascomycota; Orbiliomycetes; Orbiliales; Orbiliaceae
Exons: 2
Coding region: 1-1398 (465 amino acids)
Source: RefSeq, a predicted model, not a curated record
AUGCCGUCUAAGAAAUCGAACAAAGGAAAAGGUAAGGGAAGCAAUUCCCACCGUCAAAAGCAGAAGGCAGCUCGUCGUGCCGAAAAGGAGAGCAUCCUUGGCGAUGCUGCAUCCAACCAACCAUCUGUAUCCGAGGCCAUUCCGGAUACCCAGCUCCCGUCGCCAGACUUGGCGAUUAAACCAUCUGAAACAGUCAAUCGCUGUGAAGACGCGUCGGAACAACCUCGGUGUUCCGAAGGUAGUGACCCAAUUACCACGGGUCCUACCGCAGAUACCUCUCUGUCUGCCGAAGAGGUUGCCAGCACCUCACCCAAGCUGGCACCUCGCGAGGAGUCCGGGCCAAAGGAGGACGAAAAAUCAGCUUCAGAAUCCUGCGGUUCCGAAGAGUUGUCGCUCCCAGACUCCGGUGACGUUGACUUCGCCCUUCCCGAACCAAUCCUCCCGAUUGAAUCGGAGGUGGUCGGAAAGUCCGCCUUCCUCCAGGAAGGCGGCAGGAAAAAUGUGGUCAUCGAAGUCGAUGACGAUGCGGAUUUCGUCGCCAUGGUAACUGAAGACGGAUAUUCCUUCAGUUACCUGGUGUCCAGGCACGUUCUAAUCCGCUCCUCGACCAUUAUCAAGAGCCUGGUCAGCUCAAUGCCCAAUGACGCUCACACCGUCAACCUCAUCGGCGACUCUAACGCCAUGAACAUCAUCCUGCGAAUCAUCCAUUUUCACUCAAUGGAUGACGUCUUCAAUCUGACCUUUGAAGAGGUCAAAAAAGUCGCAAUUCUUUGCGACAGAUACAAGUGGCACAACGUACUUCGGCCCUUUAGUAGGGCGUGGCUACAGAAGUACGCCAAGAAAGCCCUGGAGCCGGGCUUUGAAGACUGGCUCUUCGUAGCCAAGGUUUUCGAAUGCGACCUUUGGGUCGAAGACCUACUGCUCGUCUCGGCCGAGCAGUGUGGAAAACCCAGCCCUCGCGGCGGGUUUAUCCACCGAAAGGGAGUGGUCGUCCCUACGGCAUUGUGGCCAAGGCACCACUUUGCAAAGAUCCUCGCCCGCCGGCAAGAGAAGCUCGACUAUUUAGUCGAGCUUCUCAACCAGUUCAAGGAGUUUGUAAAAUUCUCCACCGGCCCAUCGGGCACGACUUGCGAGUCAGAGGUCUGCCUAAAUCUGGCGAACGGAUCUUUUAAUAGAUCCGUUCGCCAGUGCGGCAUGGGCCAACUGAUAGAGGGGACGGGGGAGUGGGAGUGGGAGGGCUCUGUCCAAGAGCUGAGGGAGGAGAUCUGUGAUCUCCAGUUUCAAACGAUGUCGUGGGUCCUUCCAGGGCAUAUCUGCUGGUUACAAAGUAUCUGGCAAAACUUUGUUGCCCGCAUUUGCGGGAUGACCACGAAAGAGGAGGAGGAGGAGGAGGAGUAA